AUAUAUAUACAAUCUCCUCCAAAAAUGGCUUCUCCCUCACAGCAUACAUUAUUUCUAUUGCUUCUCUUCUUUGAGAAAUCACCCAUUUUCUGUCAACCCAUCAGAGCCAUUAACAACAAGACAUUAUUAUUCAUUGCAACUGGAAGGAUGGGUUCAGGAGCUCCAUGCAGUGCCAUCUCAUGUCUCUUCUUCUGUCUCUUCCUUCUUCCAGGUACAAGCAUAUCAGAGAAACACCCCUCAGAAGCAAUCAGGAAAAGCAAAAAAAUAGGUUUUCAAGAUGAGCAAAUUACCUUUUCCCGAACGAUGUAUGAUAACCAGCUUGAUACGGCUCCAGAUAAUGUUCCCAUCAUCAAUCCAACUACACCGCCAAGUGACACAAAUCCAGAUAUAAAUCCUAAUCCUAAUCCCAAUCCAAAUCCAGAUAUAAAUCCUAAUCCUAAUCCUAAUCCCAAUCCAGGCACAACAAAUCCGAAUCCUAAUCCCAAUCCCAAUCCAGGCACAACAAAUCCUAAUCCCAAUCCCAACCCCAACCCCAACCCCAAUCCCAAUCCCAAUCCAGGGGCAACAAAUCCAAACCCAACUACAAAUCCCACGCCAACAAAUGGUCCUGGAACCUCAGGCGGGUCAUGGUGUAUUGCCAACCCAGGUGCUUCAGAGACUGCUUUACAGGUAGCCCUCGACUAUGCUUGUGGAUUUGGUGGUGCAGAUUGUUCAGCCAUUCAGCCAGGUGCAAGUUGUUAUGACCCGAACACGCUUAAAGAUCAUGCCUCUUAUGCAUUCAAUGACUACUACCAAAAAAACCCAGUUCCUACCAGCUGUGUCUUUGGAGGAACAGCACAGCUUGCUACUACUGAUCCAAGUACUGGGAACUGUCACUAUGCAUCACCGAAAGCUACCCCCACACCCCCUGCACAGCCACCUCCAAGCCCCAUGCCUCCUCCAACCCCCAUGCCGCCAAGCAUACCAACACCGGUGAGCCUGUAUCCACCAGCUGGACAAACAACAGGCUAUGUUCCGGAACCAACAGACUAUGGAGCACCAACAGGUUCCCCCAACUCGGCAUACGCCUUCUCAGGAAAUCUAAUACUAGGUGUCAUGGUUUCUAUCCUAUCGCUCAUUGCAACAAACCAUAUCUAAAGUCAGAAUAAAUGAAGGAUUUGGCCAUUGAAGUUGCAACAAGACAACAAUUCAUUUAGCGCCUCUACACACUAUAAUCUCUCUUAAGAGGCAGAGGGAAUCGUCAUGAUGCUCGAGAGCUCAUGACCCUUCACCAAGAGGCAGUUGCUAUUUUUCACCUUUGUAUGGCUUUUAGCACCAGUAGGAAGCCAGGAGAUAGUGAAGAACAGCAUCUUGAUGUAGUCAGCAUUUUAUAGCUUUAAUUCCACAGUUAAUAAAUAUUUUAGACCACAAAA
Ipomoea triloba (trilobed morning glory) is the source of this 1412-nucleotide messenger RNA. RefSeq names its product leucine-rich repeat extensin-like protein 5. Bases 25 to 1137 code for a protein of 370 amino acids. The record is from RefSeq and is a predicted model, not a curated record. The transcript has 4 exons. Lineage: Eukaryota; Viridiplantae; Streptophyta; Magnoliopsida; Solanales; Convolvulaceae.